Molecule: messenger RNA, 1022 nt
Organism: Ceratosolen solmsi marchali
Lineage: Eukaryota; Metazoa; Arthropoda; Insecta; Hymenoptera; Agaonidae
Product: dehydrogenase/reductase SDR family protein 7-like
Exons: 5
Coding region: 43-981 (312 amino acids)
Cellular component (GO): membrane
Molecular function (GO): oxidoreductase activity
Source: RefSeq, a predicted model, not a curated record
UUCAAAUUCAGUUUUUAUCUUUUAUAAGCAAAAGAUAGAAAAAUGAAACAAAACAAUUUAAUAGGAUGGCAUAUGAUUUGGUGGAUAACAAUGUUUGGUACAGCUAUCAUUUUUCUUUGGUUUAUUUAUAAUUUCACUAAUAUCAUCAUGUAUAAAAAGAGAAGAACUUCUCUUUAUGGAAAAGUUGUUAUAAUAACUGGUGCUAGUUCAGGUUUGGGUGAAGCAUUGGCUCAUGUAUUUUAUAGUUGUGGUUGUAAAUUAAUUUUAAUAUCAAGAAGAAAUCAGGAAUUACUAAGAGUAAAAGAUACAUUAUUAAAUACACAUCAUACAGUUUCAACACACAUACCAGUUGUUUUUCCCUUAGAUUUGACUGAAAUCAAUACUUUAACAAGUGAAGUAGCAAAAGUUUCAAAAAUUUAUGGAAGAAUAGAUAUUUUAAUUAAUAAUGCAGGUAUAUCAUACAGAGGAGAAGUUAUUGAUACUAAAGUUGAUGUUGAUAUAAAAGUAAUGUUAAUAAAUUACUUCAGUCAAAUUGCUUUGGCUAAAGCUGUUUUACCAUAUAUGAUAAAACAAAAAUUUGGUCAUAUUGUAUGUACAAGUAGUGUACAAGGUAAAAUAGCCAUCCCAUUUAGAUCAGCAUACACUGCUUCAAAACAUGCUUUACAAGCAUGGUGUGAUUCAGCAAGAGCAGAACUUUCUACAAAAAAUAUUAAAAUAACUGUUAUUAGUGCUGGAUAUAUUUAUACUGCUUUGUCAUUAAAUGCAUUAACAGGAACUGGUGAUAAAUACGGAAUUAUGGAUAAAACAACUAAAAAUGGGUACUCAGCCAAAUAUGUGGCCGACAAAAUAUUAGAAAGCAUACUAAGGGGUGAUAAAGAAGUCACAAUAGCUACUUUCACACAAAAGAUUGCUAUUUCAUUACGAGUUUUACUACCUUCUAUUUACUUUUGGCUUAUUAAACCACAUGCUAAAACACUAUGAAAUAAUAAAUAAUAUCAAAAAAGAGUAAUUUUUCAUGUAAA